This is a messenger RNA of Neocloeon triangulifer, 3861 nucleotides long. RefSeq names its product ATP-dependent RNA helicase DHX8 (gene pea). Gene Ontology annotation, cellular component: intracellular anatomical structure; catalytic step 2 spliceosome. Gene Ontology annotation, molecular function: ATP binding; RNA binding; RNA helicase activity. The coding region runs from base 147 to 3779 and encodes 1210 amino acids. The record is from RefSeq and is a predicted model, not a curated record. The transcript is spliced from 16 exons. Gene Ontology annotation, biological process: mRNA splicing, via spliceosome; spliceosomal complex disassembly. NCBI's taxonomy places the organism in Eukaryota, Metazoa, Arthropoda, Insecta, Ephemeroptera, Baetidae.
GGUGACUCGGAUUAACUUCAUUUGUUUCUGAUUUGUUUACAACAGCAUGAGAAACAUUGGAUAAGUUUAAGUUUCUCUGUUUGGAAAAUCUAAAUAAAUAGAUUAUUAAUAAGCUGAAGGCAGUAAUUAAUCUACAGGUACAUACAAUGGACGAGCUGCAAAAGUUAGAGCAGCUUUCCUUGAUAUCCAAGGUCUGCACAGAGCUCGAAAACCAUCUCGGCAUGAGCGACAAGGACUUGGCCGAAUUCAUCAUCGCUUUGGCUAAGAAAAAUGCCACAUUCCAGGCUUUCAAAAAGGCCCUGGCUGAAAAUGGUGCAGAUUUUUCUGACUCGUUGAUAGGAAAUUUGCUGCGCAUCAUUCAGCACAUGACCAAAUUUUCUAUUGCAAAAGAAGUUGUGGAUGAAAAGGUGGACAAAGAUCUUCUUUCAAGCAACUUCCCCUGUCUGGCAAUCCCGAAUGACCCUGAUUAUUAUCAGAAAAGUAAAGAAAAGUCUCCGAAGAAAGAUGAAGAGGUUGUUGAUGCUAUGGCCGCUCUUUCAGCUCUUGCUCCUUCUAUUAAAAUUAAAGAAGAAGCUCCCGAUGAUGAAGAUGACUCAAGGCGAGACAAAAAAUCAAGUAGAAAGAGGAGUAGGAGUAGGGAACGUGACAGGAACAGAAGUAGAAGCAGAGACAGGGAUAGAAAUAGAAGCAGAGAAAGGGAAAGGAGGCGCAGUAGAGACAGGAGACGAAGCGGAGAUCGACGUCGCAGUCGAAGCAGAGACAGAAGGCAUCGGAGCAGAAGUGAUGAAAGGAGGAGGGACAGAACUGACAGAAGACGCCCUAGAAGUCGAAGCCCCAAAAGGGAAUUUGCUGGAAGAAACAGGAGCAGGAGUCGCUCUAAGGAAAAGGAGCUACCUGACGUCCCUAUUCCAGGACAAAUUUACAAUGGAAAAGUAACUAAUGUUGUGGCAUUUGGUUGCUUUGUCCAAUUGGAAGGAAUUCGCAAGAGGUGGGAAGGCUUAGUGCAUAUUUCUCAACUGAGGAAAGAAGGUCGAGUUACAGAAACUUCAGAAGUAGUGCAACGGGGACAGAAAGUCAAAGUGAAAGUUUUAACUUUUACUGGGCAGAAAGUCUCCUUGUCCAUGAAAGAAGUCGAUCAAGACACUGGUGAAGAUCUCAACCCCUCAAUAGUUUGGAAACCAGGGAAAGAAGGAGAGGAGCUUAUGAAUAGAAAUCCUGAUUUGCCAGUCUCUUCUUUGGUUGAUCAGUCGAUGGCAAAGCCGAAUGAAACUGGACGAGCUCGCAAAGUGCAGAGGAUGACCUCCCCAGAAAGAUGGGAAAUCAAGCAGAUGCUCUCUGCCAAUUGCAUAGACAAGUCAGAGCUUCCUGACUUUGACGAAGAGACUGGUUUGCUUCCCAAGGAAAAUGAAGAGGAGGCUGACAUAGAAAUAGAGUUGGUUGAAGACGAACCUCCCUUCCUGCAGGGCCACGGACGAAUGCUUCAUGAGCUUAGUCCCGUUCGAAUUGUGAAAAAUCCUGACGGCUCUUUGGCGCAAGCUGCAAUGAUGCAAUCUGCCCUGGCCAAGGAGCGGCGUGAAGUAAAAAUGCUGCAAAGAGAGCAGGAGAUGGACUCACAGGCCACGGGAUCGAACAAAAAUUGGACUGAUCCAUUACCUGAAGAGGAGGAUAAAAACCAAAGUGUGUCAUCCCGAGGCAUGGGUUUGAUGACUCAGGACUUGCCAGAGUGGAAGAAACACGUCAUCGGAGGCAAGAAGAGCUCUUUUGGUAAAAAGACAAACAUGACCAUUUUGGAGCAAAGGCAGAGCUUGCCCAUUUACAAACUUAAAGAUGACCUUAUCAAAGCUGUUACCGACAACCAAAUUCUUAUUGUCAUUGGUGAAACCGGCUCUGGAAAAACUACGCAAAUUACACAGUACUUGGCUGAAGCUGGAUUUACCAGCAGAGGAAAAAUUGGCUGCACUCAACCUCGACGUGUGGCUGCUAUGUCAGUUGCAAAGAGAGUGUCUGAAGAAUUUGGUUGUCGUCUUGGCCAAGAAGUGGGCUACACCAUUCGUUUUGAAGACUGCACAAGUCCUGAGACCGUCAUCAAGUACAUGACGGACGGCAUGUUGCUGCGAGAGUGUUUAGUGGACAUGGAUUUGAAGAAUUAUUCGGUGAUCAUGUUGGAUGAAGCUCACGAGAGGACCAUCCACACCGACGUUCUUUUUGGCUUAUUGAAGCAAUCUGUUCAAAAGAGGCCAGAGCUGAAGCUUAUUGUGACUUCGGCAACAUUGGACGCUGUCAAAUUCUCACAGUACUUCUUUGAGGCGCCAAUUUUCACAAUUCCGGGAAGAACUUUCCCAGUUGAGGUUCUCUACACCAAAGAGCCGGAAACUGAUUACUUAGAUGCAUCACUCAUCACAGUCAUGCAAAUUCAUUUGAGAGAACCACCUGGAGACAUUCUUCUUUUCCUCACUGGUCAGGAAGAAAUCGACACUGCCUGUGAGAUUUUGUAUGAACGAAUGAAGUCACUCGGACCCGACGUGCCAGAGCUGAUCAUUCUCCCUGUGUAUUCUGCACUGCCAUCAGAAAUGCAAACCAGAAUCUUUGAUCCUGCACCUCCAGGCUCUCGAAAAGUGGUCAUCGCCACCAACAUUGCCGAAACAUCUUUAACCAUUGACGGCAUCUACUAUGUCGUUGAUCCUGGUUUUGUCAAGCAGAAGGUCUACAGUUCCAAGACUGGAAUGGACUCACUGGUGGUCACGCCAAUCUCACAGGCCCAAGCUAAACAGAGGGCAGGUCGCGCUGGCCGAACAGGCCCAGGAAAAACCUAUCGUCUCUACACAGAACGCGCCUAUCGAGAUGAAAUGUUGCCAACUCCAGUCCCUGAAAUUCAGCGCACAAAUUUGGCCACCACAGUGCUGCAGUUGAAGACGAUGGGCAUUAAUGAUUUGAUCCAUUUCGAUUUCAUGGACGCACCUCCUGUUGAGUCCAUGAUUAUGGCCUUGGAGCAGCUUCACUCUCUUUCGGCACUGGACAGUGAAGGCCUUCUUACCAGACUGGGCAGAAGGAUGGCUGAAUUCCCUCUUGAGCCCAACUUGUCAAAGUUGCUCAUCAUGUCUGUCCACUUGAACUGCUCCGAUGAAGUUUUGACCAUUGUGUCCAUGCUGUCCGUUCAAAAUGUGUUUUACCGGCCAAAAGAUAAGCAGGCCCUUGCUGACCAAAAGAAGGCCAAAUUCAACCAGGCGGAAGGCGACCACAUCACUCUUUUGUCAGUUUACAACUCAUGGAAAGCUAACAAAUUUUCCAACGCCUGGUGUUAUGAGAACUUCGUACAGAUCCGAACUCUGAAACGGGCGCAGGACGUCCGAAAACAACUUCUCGGUAUUAUGGACAGGCAUAAACUGGACGUUGUGUCAUGUGGAAAAAAUACUGUCAAUGUGCAAAAAGCAAUUUGCUCCGGCUUCUUCCGAAAUGCAGCAAAAAAGGAUCCGCAGGAAGGUUAUCGCACACUGGUUGACAGUCAGGUGGUGUUCAUCCAUCCCUCAAGCUCCUUAUUUAACAGGCAGCCAGAAUGGGUAAUUUAUCACGAGCUGGUGCAAACGACCAAGGAGUACAUGCGCGAAGUGACUGCCAUAGAUCCAAAGUGGCUUGUCGAGUAUGCGCCCUCGUUCUUCAAGUUCUCUGACCCGACCAAGCUGAGCAAGUUCAAGAAGAACCAAAGACUGGAGCCGCUGUACAACAAGUAUGAGGAGCCAAAUGCUUGGCGUAUCUCUCGCGUCAGGAGGAGGCGGAACUGAAGACCUGCUGUGGCUGUUGUUUUCAAGGUCAAUAAAAUACAUCUUUUUAUAAUAUCCAGACCAAACUCCAGCUUCUCAUUUU